GUAGUCUCGGGACUGGACCGUCGCUUGUGCAGCUUCCGCGGCCUAGGUUUGAAGAAAAUCCUUCACGCCGGGUCGUUUAACGCCCUAGAGAGAGGUGCAGGCCUACGACCUCUGCCCCCUAUCCGGGGGGCCAACUCCGCCCCUACUGGAGUCUAUCCCACAGCCCAAAAUGGCGGCCGAAGUGGAUUUCGGCGAUUUAGAGCUGUUCGAGGCGUUUGACCACCCGGAGGAGUCGCUUCCAAAGCCCGUUCACACCCGCUUCAAGGACGACGACGGCGACGAGAUGAACGAGAACGGGGCUGGCGACGCGGAGCUACGGGAGCGGCUUCUGCAGUGCGAGGAAACCAUCGAGCAGCUCCGCGCCGAGAAUCAAGAACUUAGAAGAAAAUUGAACAUUCUGACUCGACCAAGUGGAAUUUUGGUGAACGACACUAAAUUAGAUGGACCUUUGUUACAGAUUCUGUUUAUGAACAAUGUUAUUUCAAAGCAAUAUCAUCAAGAAAUAGAGGAAUUUGUAUCAAAUUUAGUAAAAAGAUUUGAGGAACAGCAGAAAAAUGAUGUGGAAAAGACAUCCUUUAAUCUUUUGCCCCAGCCGUCCAGUGUCACACUGGAAGAGGACCGUAAAGUAGAAGAGCCCUGUGCUGUGAAAAACAACAAGGAAGCUUUCAGUGUUGUAGGAAGUGUCCUGUAUUUUACUAAUUUUUGCCUUGAUAAAUUGGGGCAACCGCUACUAAAUGAAAACCCUCAGCUAACCGAAGGAUGGGAAAUACCCAAGUACCAGCAAGUCUUCAGCCACAUUGUUUCCCUAGAAGGGCAAGAAAUACAAGUAAAGGCAAAAAGGCCAAAGCCUCACUGUUUCAAUUGUGGGUCUGAAGAACAUCAAAUGAAAGAUUGCCCAAUGCCGCGGAACGCCGCGCGCAUCAGCGAGAAGAGGAAGGCGUACCUGCACGCCUGCGGGGAGGCUGGCGGCCAGGGCUUCCAGCAGCGCUACCACGCCGACGAGGUGGAGGAGCGCUUCGGCAGGUUCAAGCCCGGCGUGAUCAGUGAGGAACUUCAGGAUGCACUGGGCGUGACGGAUAAGAGCCUUCCGCCUUUUAUAUAUCGGAUGCGCCAGCUAGGAUACCCACCCGGAUGGCUCAAAGAGGCCGAGCUGGAGAAUUCGGGGCUUGCGCUCUAUGAUGGAAAAGAUGGUGCUGAUGGGGAAACAGAAGCUGGAGAAAUACAACAGAAUCAAAAUGUCACUUAUGAUCUCUCAAAAUUGGUAAACUAUCCAGGUUUUAAUAUAUCUACUCCCAGAGGCAUUCCAGACGAAUGGAGGAUGUUUGGUUCCAUACCAAUGCAGGCCUGUCAGCAGAAGGACGUGUUCGCCAAUUACCUCACUUCCAACUUCCACGCGCCGAGCGCGAGGUCUGGCCCCAAGCGGCCUUCGUCUCAGUCCAGCCCCGGUGGCCCCAAGAGACAGAGGAAGGAAAGCAGCUCGGCUUCCCCCGCUGACAUGGAGCUCGACUCGGAUGCAGACGUCCCGCACGCGUCCCCGGGCAGGGACGCCGCUCAGUUCCAGCCCCCGUUGCCCCCGGGCACUCCGCCCCCUCUGCCGCGGGGGACCCCUCCCCACACCUUCACACCGCCGCUCCCCAAGGGCACCCCACCUCUGACCCCCGGCGACUCACCGCAGACCAGGACGGCGUCGGCGCCCACUGACGAGGACACACUGACCCUGGAAGAGCUGGAGGAGCAGCAGAGGCGCAUCUGGGCGGCCCUGGAGCAGGCCGAGAGCGUGAACAGCGACUCGGACAUCCCUGCCGACACACCUUUAACUGGAAACUCAGUUGCCUCUUCGCCUUGUCCAAACGAGCUGGACCUCCCUGUCCCAGAGGGCACGCCCCCAGAAAGGCAGGUGCCAGGGGAGCCCGAGGACCCGGACGCGUGCACGAAGAGGUCGGAGGUCGACCGUCCCUCAAGCCCAGGCUCUGAGGAGGCCUUGCUUUGUCAGAAGGACAAGGAAGAGCCCGCUCAGACAGACUCUGCGGACGCGCUCAGCAACGGCGGCGCCGUGCCACACUGCGACGUGAGCAACGGAGGCAGCCAGCAGCCCCCGCACGGGGAAGCUAGUCCCGCACCAGCCCCCAAAAUCCACAGCCCCAUCCCUGACAUGAGCAAGUUUGCCACCGGAAUAACGCCAUUUGAGUUUGAGAAUAUGGCGGAAUCUACUGGGAUGUACCUCCGGAUAAGAAACUUGUUAAAGAACUCGCCCCGCAACCAGCAGAAAAACAAGAAGACUUCGGAUUAAGUGCUUGACACGGCGUCGAGAUCUUGGCCAUCAGCACUAGGGACACGUAAAACUGGCCUCCUGCUCGGCCCCCCGUGCGGCAGAGCCCAUCCGACCCCGGUGGCCUGCGGCCAGACCUGUUCUAAUGAAUUGGGCGGCCGGGCCUGCUGGGUCCUGUGUCAUUCACGCUGGUGGGGACUCGGGGGGAACCGUGAGGAAGAGCUGGUUUAGAUAUAGUUUGUUAAGGUUUAUACUAUUUUUGGAUUGUGAGUGUCCUCCAAGAGUGAUGGUUUUUAUCUGUCUUUUGUACAUUGUUUUCCCUUUCUACAUUUUGCUAAUUAAUAAGUUUAAUAUAUCACUUUUUAAAAGAAAAAAUUCUAACCAUUUUAAAUUCAUAUUUCAACUUCAACAACCAAAUGAGAAAAAUCAGGGAUGAGCAGCUUUAUCCCACUUGGGGUAUUUUUGUAAGUGAUUUACAUACAUCAAUUUUAAUAACUUUUACUUUUUUGUAACUUCAUUCUUCAUAUAAGCUUGCUAUACAGGUAUGUUCAUCUUUGUGUACAAAGGUUUAAUAAAUUAGUUUUCAUAUACAUAAUCCAAGACUUUGAAUACAGAAAAGUGAUUCACAGUUAAAUUGGUAUAUAAAACUCCAUAAGUUUGGAAGUAAAUUAUGUGGUUACAAAAAUUAGUAAAAAUAUAAAAAGGAAAAAAAGCAAAGGAAAUAUUAGGUAUUACAAAUCUGGAUAUUUUCAGUGGAUUUCAGCCUUCCAUAUAGAAGCAGCAGAAUCUUAAUCAUUUUUAAAAAAAUGAAUGGAGCUUGCCUUUGUACAGAAAAAAUUUCUAGACUUGAACCCCAAGAAAAUUAAUAGUUAAAAAUAAAAGUGGACAAAAAAUUGCUUUUAAUUGUCAGAUCUAUAAAAGCUGAAGCUGGUUUUUGUCUUUAUGUGGAACGUUAUCGCGUCUUUAUAGUCAAGCUCAUGAAAAUAAACAUUAAGAUCUUGAACUGUCAGUCUCAGGUAGUGCAGAGUGGAGCAACAGCAGGGUUACAGUUGUGAGUACGUGAGUUUAUUCUCACAUUAUUUAUUAAUUAUUGUAUUUUCCGUAGAAGCAACUGUGAGCCUGCUUUUGCCCCCCCCCGUGUUACCCUCUCAGGCCAGCAGAGGGAGCUAAAUACAACCGUGACGGAUUUAAUUUUCAUUUUGAGAACUUGAGUAAUCAAAUUUACCAUUCUCUAAGCAGUAAAGGGAAGGGAAAUUAUAUAAAGGAGGAAAUUUGUUUGUCAAGGCUCCGACAGAACAUGCCAGGAAUUGAGUAAAAUAUAUUGUACUUUUGGAUUUUCUCUCUGCUUUGAAGUUCAUAGUGAAAGUAACCUCUCUCAUGAUCCCGCUCUGUGUUUCCGUCAGAUAAAUGUAAUGUCACCACAUUGUACGUGUAACGUAAGGGAACUUCAGGGCCCCAGAGCGGUUACCGGGACUCAUCAGCGCUCAGGCAGCGGGGCCGGGAGGCCAGUCUUCCCCGAGAGGCCCGCCUGCUCUGGAAGUGAUGUUUUACGAGAGCCUCCUCCGAACAGCAGAGCGACGUCCCAGCUGCCGCCUCGGCCUGGCCACACACGUCACGUGAAGGCGUUUUCAGGCUUUGCCCCGUUUGCGCAAUCUCUGAGUUAGGUGAUGUUUUGUUAACUUCACCUUUUAGAGGGAACGCCUCAGACACACAGCUGGUAAGCAACCGCGUGACUAAAUCCAGGUCGUCCUGACCCCGCCCGCACCAUCCAUGCUCUUGGCCACGGCACUGCCUCCCUGUCACAGCCCUGGUUUCUUCAAAAAAUGGCCUAACUCGAUUUAUUCAGUUUUGUCUUAGAGGACACCACUUCUGUUAAGUCGCUGUGUGUGCUCCGGGGCGUUGAAAGAAGGCAACCGUGAGCGCGGGCUGGUGUGGCUCAGUGGAAGGUCGCUGGUUCCAUUCCCAGUCGGGGCACGCGCCUGGGCUGCAGGCCAGGUUCCCAGCUGGGGACGCGCAAGAGG
Molecule: messenger RNA, 4290 nt
Organism: Pteronotus mesoamericanus
Lineage: Eukaryota; Metazoa; Chordata; Mammalia; Chiroptera; Mormoopidae
Gene: ZCCHC8
Product: zinc finger CCHC-type containing 8
Exons: 14
Coding region: 170-2290 (706 amino acids)
Cellular component (GO): catalytic step 2 spliceosome
Molecular function (GO): RNA binding; zinc ion binding
Source: RefSeq, a predicted model, not a curated record